UCGUUGAAAGUAGAAGUUAGCCAUGGACCAUUCUCCAAACCCUUUUCCCCUUGCAGACGACGGCGGAGAGAAACCGACCGGGCCGGAAAAUCUCCUCGACAACCGCUGGUUCUUCAACAACCCUCUCGAUAAAAAAGUAACCAUGUCGGAAAACAAGCAUGUCGACACCCCGCGGCCUGCCGGAAAAUCAUACGACGAAACCUACGAAUCCAUCAUGAAGCUGUCGCGGCCGCCGACUACUCUGAUGAAGGCACCGCCUUCUUUGGAAAGGAAAAAUAGCGAAAAGGCGGCACCGGCGAUGAGCAAUUUAGCACGUGGGCCGUCGAUGCCGGCGAGCCUCCCCUCGGAGGAGGAAGAGGAGAUCGAAUUCUCUAUGGGAAAAUUGAUUAGGCAAGCUUCUUUGAAAAGCACACGUCCUACGAUUAAUCAUGUGGCUAAGGGCGUGCCAUCAAUUGUGAGUUCUAACACACCAUCGCCUCGAAAAGUGGAGUUUGCAAACCGAAAAUUGGAGAGACUGAGGCCAAGACGUGCGAUGAAUCAACUCAAGUCUCAAAAGAGCUUGAGCGACUUGCAAUCGUUAGAGUUGCAAGGUUUCAAAGAUUUAGGAUUCGAUGUGGGUGUGACCAAGUUGCAGAGUGCAAUAACCAUGAUUCCGGAAUCACACGAAGAAGAAGAGCAUGGAAGAAAUGCACCCAAAUGGGGUUCUAAGGGAUCCAAGGAAGAUGAUAUGAAGGCUCAGAUCAAGUUUUGGGCUAGAGCUGUCGCAUCAAAUGUCAACCAAGAUUGAGUGCUUUUAUUUUGUUUUAUUAACUAGGCAGAUUUGAAUAAGCUAUGCUUCUAUAGUUCUAUGCAUGCAAACCAUACAAGAGAGGAAAAACAGUAGUGACGUUAAUUUUAGAUUUAAGUAUAAGUAUGGUGCGGCAUUUCAUUGAUUUAGAUUAAUAUAGCAUGUGAAAAGUUGGUUUUCUUGUUUCUUGUGAAUAUCUAGGGAUGUUUGUUAAAUAAAAUUGGUGUACCAACAGACAUUCUUUGGGGGA
Salvia splendens (bonfire salvia) is the source of this 1037-nucleotide messenger RNA. RefSeq lists its product as uncharacterized. The coding region runs from base 23 to 787 and encodes 254 amino acids. NCBI's taxonomy places the organism in Eukaryota, Viridiplantae, Streptophyta, Magnoliopsida, Lamiales, Lamiaceae. The transcript has 2 exons. The record is from RefSeq and is a predicted model, not a curated record.